Molecule: messenger RNA, 1626 nt
Organism: Rotaria sp. Silwood1
Lineage: Eukaryota; Metazoa; Rotifera; Eurotatoria; Philodinida; Philodinidae
Source: the annotation of a GenBank genome assembly
AUGAACGAUUCUGAUGAAGAUAUUGAUCCACUUAUGGGUCCUAUAGCUGAUCUUAUGGCUGAACAUAAUCUAUCCUCAAAAACAACAACAACAACAACGAAUAUUCAAAAAUCAAUUGAAAUUCUUGAUCAAAAAAUAAAUAUUCUUGAUUAUUUAUCAUUUUUAAAUAUUCAUUUAUUAUUCAAAGAUAUCUUUAAUUAUAUUCUUGAUAUUCAAUGGUACAAUUAUAUGAAAAAAAAUUUUCCAAAAAAUGAACAAGAAAUAUUUUUAAAUCAUUCACAAAUAUAUUCAUCAUUAAAAAAAUUAAUUUUUUUCUUUAUUAUCUAUACAAUAAUAACUUUAUCAUUUCCAUAUAUAUUUCAUAUUAUACUUAUUAUUGAUAUUUUAUAUGUUUUUAUUAUUGAUUUUCUUUUUCCAUAUUAUAUUUAUUAUAAUUGGUUUAAUUGUUUAAAAUCUAUUCAUCGAUUUUUAAAUACAAUUUAUAAUCAUCAACAAUGGUUAAUAAAUAUACAAGGUUUUCAAUUAAUUCGUCCAACAUCAUCAUUAUUUGAAAAUCAAUUAUAUCAAUUUCGUUGUCGAAUAUUUGACGAAUUAAAAAAACAUUUUCUAUAUACACGUCAAAUAGCUCGACAAUAUUCAAUAGAAAAUAAACAAUUAAUAUGUUAUAUUGAUAUUAAUGAAUUUGGUUUAUUAAUAAAUGAAAAAGAUAAUUUUGAUUAUGAUAAAAUAACAAAUCAAUAUGAUCAAACAUUAAUUAAAUCAUUAUUAAAAUUAUGUUAUUUACAAAUAAAUGAAUGUAUUCAAUUAAUACAUAUAAAUCGUCCAAAAUCAUUUUGGAUAUUUUAUAAUUAUAAUAAAUAUUUAUUAAAAUCUAUUAAUAAUAUAAAUAAAAUAAAACAAAAUUGUUCAAUUAUGAUUGAUUAUAUUGAUAAUGAAAAAAUUACAUCAUCAAAAAAAUUAAUAUCAUCAUAUUUUUUACUUCGUUCUAAUUGUGAACAAUUAUUUGAAAUGAAUGAAAAUAAUUAUAUUAAUAAUGAACAAUUAAAACGAAUUAUUCAAGAUCUUAAAACUAUUAUUUAUUUACUUGAAGGUAUACAAAUAAAACCAAUAGAAUUAAUAAAUCAAAUAAAUAAUGAAGAAAUAAUCUCAAAUGAUAAUAAUAAUAAUAAGAAUUCAUCUCAUAUAACAAGUUAUCAUCGUUUUGAUGAUCAAAUAAAAGAAUCUAUUGAUGAAAUUCUUAUAUGUGAUACAGGAAAAUUAAAUGAUGAUAAUAUGAAAGAGAAUAUUUUAGAUAUGGAUGAUUAUGAUAAAAAAAUUUUACGUGAACAAACAAAUUAUCUUAUGAAAGAACUUAAUUUAGCUAUACAAGGAAAAAAACAAGAAUGGAAUGAACGUGAACAACGUUUAUUAGGAAAUAUAGAUGAUAAUAAUGAUGAAAUUCAAGAAGAAAAAAAACAAUUUAUUGAUAAUCAAUCAUUUGAAAAAGUAUCGUCAACAAUAAAUACAAUAUCAAUGUUAGAUGAACUUAAACAUACAUUUGUAUUAAAUAAAAAAAAACUAAAUAUUCAAGAAGAUAUAUUUGGAGAGGAUGAAGAAGAAAAUUUUGCUGAUGAGGACGAUGAAUAA